AUGGCCCUUACUUAUCAACUCAACUGCGUUGCACGGUGUGUGAUCAUCCGGGGCUUUCAUAUUUAUUCUUCUGACGGGAUACAGCAUGCUCCAAGGGUGUACCCACCUGUACCCAGCCGGCCAGAAAAAACCUGGUCAUGUCUGGGUUAUAACAGCAACGCUACUUUCACAAGAGCAACUUCCCAGGCUUCGUCACCGCUUGCCCCCAUCAUGAAUCCCGCCAACUAUCGUGCGAGGCUUUUCCUCGACUUUGUUCGCGUCAUUGGCCUACCGGUCGUCGUCUUUUCUCUUGCGUUGCGAUAUUUGCGGUAUCGACUUGGUCUUCUGGCGAUUCCUAUUCAUCUCAUAUUCGUAGUGCUAUGGGCCACUGCUAGCCACGCGUAUUUUGGGUGGAACCAGCAUCGACAAGCGCGGACUCUCGGAGCGAAACCUAUACCCCGCGUUGUCGGGAAAUGGCCGGGGAACAUCGACGUUUUGCUUAGAAUGAUGCGCGCGUUCAAGACGAGCUACGUUCUGGAUGUCUAUCUUCAGCUGUUUGAAGAAUAUCAAUGCACUACAUUGAACACUCGUAUCCUUUGGCGCGACAAUAUUAUAUCUAUGGACCAAGAGCACGCUAAGUUUGUCCUGGCAACUGGGUUCCAAUACUUUUCGAGAGGAAGGUCACAGAAGGAACGUCUGGAACUCUUCUUGGGCGAGGGUAUAUUUAACAGAGACGACGAGAUCUGGAAGAUGCAUCGGAAUAAUGCGCGCCCUUUUUUUGCCCGUGAACGCAUCUCCGACUUCGACAUCUUCGAACGUCAUACGGCACGGACUCUGUCAAUUUUAUCCUCCCUAGAGGCCUCGAACACGCCAUGCGAAGCUCAGGACCUGUACAGCCGCUUCACGCUCGAUGCUUCCUCGGAGUUCUUGUUUGACAAGAACCUGGACACGCUUUCUGCCACACUGCCCAGUCCGAGCAAGGCGGCCAUGGGGCCGAAGGGGUCUGCGACGGAGGACGGAUGGGGGUCAUUCACCAAGGCAUUCGAGAUGGCCCAACAGAACAUUACGAACCGUGCGCGGAUAGGUUCCAUGUGGCCGUUGUUCGAACUCUUUGAAGACAAGAACGAGGAACACUGCCGUGUCAUUCAACAGUUCCUGGAUCCACUUGUACGACAGGCGCUUGCAGACAAGAGUAGAAUGGAAAAGGCUGGUAUUUCCAGCCCCUUGCCGGACAAGUCCUUCCUGCAACACCUUGUGGAUAGCACAGAUGAUCCCAUCCUCAUUAGAGAUCAGCUAUUAAGCAUGUUGCUUGCAUCUCGCGAUACGACGGCCUGUGUCCUCACGUUCGUCACAUAUUUUAUGGCGGUCCACCCAGAGGUCGCCGCCAGAUUACGGGCCGAAAUUCUCGAACACUGCGGCCCAAGUCGACCCCCGACCUACGAGCAAUUUCGUCACAUGAAAUACAUGCGAGCUGUAAUAAACGAAACCCUACGCCUCUUCCCACCCGUCCCACUUAAUGUCCGCGAAACGCGAGACUCCCCAUGCAUUCUCCCACCUUCCGAUCCCACCUAUUCAACUUCCGGUCGAUCAGAUCCUCUAUACAUGCCGGCGAACGCCAUAAUUAUGUACCUGCCGCUCUUAACACAACGUAACCCCGCACUGUGGGGUGCUAACGCAGACGACUUCGACCCGGACCGCUGGAUCGAUCCUGAGCGUAUCGCGAAGUUCGUCGCAAACCCUGCGAUGUUCACACCCUUCAGCGCCGGACCUAGGAUAUGCAUCGGACAGAACUAUGCAUACAACGAGAUGUCGUACUUUCUCGUCCGUCUUUUGCAACGCUUCGACCGAUUCACGCUGGCAUCUGAGGUCCAGCCUCCGGAAUCUCUCCCUCCGAAAGAGUGGCAGAACCGAAAGGGCCGUCAGGCGUAUGAGAGAGUCUGGCCGAGCGCUGCCAUGACAUUGUAUGUCAAAGGCGGUCUUUGGAUCCAAUUUCACAAGGCGGGGUCAUGA
This is a messenger RNA of Cyclocybe aegerita, 1989 nucleotides long. Lineage: Eukaryota; Fungi; Basidiomycota; Agaricomycetes; Agaricales; Hemipholiotaceae. The record is from the annotation of a GenBank genome assembly.